Messenger RNA from Danio rerio (zebrafish), 2399 nucleotides. Lineage: Eukaryota; Metazoa; Chordata; Actinopteri; Cypriniformes; Danionidae. The record is from RefSeq and is a predicted model, not a curated record.
UUGAGUGUGAGUAAGUGUUGAAUUUUGGGGUGAACUGUCCCUUUAAGCUGAAGAUUGUCUGAAAUUCUUUCUCACUCCCUCACUAAGAAUCUCUGCUCAUUAUCUGUCUGAUAUGAGCCAUUUGACCUUGAAACAACAAUUCAUUCUGUGUGUUUGUGUGAAUGUUUUAAGAUGAACAACACACACACACCAAAUCAGACUGGAAAGAUCCGACUGCAUCUCUUGACUUCUCGCCUUUAUUCUUCAUCUGUUUCAGCUAUAUACAGGUAUAAUGGAGGAGACACGCCAUCAUGUCAAAACAAAAGAGAAAACUGGCUUACUGAAGAGAAAAGACAAAACAUGUUUGACCUGCACUCAGUGUGGACAGAGUCUGGGAUGCAAACAGAGUCUCAGGAAUCACAUGACGAUCCACACUGGAGAGAAACCGUUCACAUGUGUUCAGUGCGGGACGAGUUUCAGACGUUCAUCAUACCUUAAUAAACACAUGUUGAUCCACACUGGAGAGAAACCACACGAAUGUGAUCAAUGCAGCAAAACAUUUUUGAGUGCUCCAGAGCUCAAGGUCCAUCUUACAGUUCACACAAAGGAGAAACCUUAUUCAUGUUCAUUGUGUGGGAAGAGAUUUAAAUAUCAGCAAAGUUUAAAAGCACAUCAGAAGAUCCACACUGGUGUGAGAGAGUUUAUGUGCUUUGAGUGUAAGAAGACUUUUAUUAGAGCUGAACAUCUGAAACAGCACCAGAGGAUUCACACUGGAGAGAAACCGUACAUGUGUUUACACUGCAACAAGAGAUUCAGUCAAUCAGGAGAUCUGAAAGCACAUGAGAGGAUCCACACUGGAGAGAAACCGUUCACAUGUGUGCAGUGCGGGACGAGUUUCAGGCGUUCAUCACACCUUAAUCUACACAUGUUGAUCCACACUGGAGAGAAAACACACAAAUGUGAUCAAUGCAGCAGAAGAUUUUUGAGGGCAUCAGAGCUGAAGAACCAUCUUACAGUUCACACAAAGGAGAAACCUUAUUCAUGUUCAUUGUGUGGAAAGAGAUUUGCACGUCAACUUAAUUUAAAAGCACAUCAGAAGAUCCACACUGGUGUGAGAGAGUUUAUGUGCUUUGAGUGUGAGAAGACUUUUAUUACAGCUGGAGAACUGAAACAGCACCAGAUGAUUCACACUGGAGAGAAACCGUACAUGUGUUUACACUGCGACAAGACAUUCAGUCGGGCAGGAGAUCUGAAAAAACAUGAGAGGAUUCACACUGGAGAGAAACCGUACACAUGUGUUCAGUGCGGGACGAGUUUCAGCUGUUCAUCAAGUCUUAAUCGACACAUGUUGAUCCACAAUGGAGAGAAAACACACGAAUGUGAUCAAUGCAGCAAAAUAUUUUUGAGGGCAUCAGAGCUGAAGAGCCAUCUUACAGUUCACACAAAGAAGAAACCUUAUUCCUGUUCAGUGUGUAGAAAGAAAUUUGCAUAUCUGUCAAGUUUUAACACACAUCAGAAGAUCCACACUGGUGUGAGAGAGUAUGUGUGCUCUGAGUGUGAGAAGACUUUUAUUACAGCUAGAAAUCUGAAGGAGCACCAGAGGAUUCACACUGGAGAGAAACCGUACAUGUGUUCAUACUGCAACAAGACAUUCAGUCUGUUAGGAAACCUGAAAAGACAUGAGAGGAUCCACACUGGAGAGAAACGGUACAGAUGUGAUCAGUGUCCGAAGAGUUUCAGACAGUCUGUGCAGCUUAAGAAACACUUGAAAAGGCACAAGAGAAAGAAACUGAUUAAAUGAAAAUACCAAUGUAAGAGAUUGAAUUUGUUGGCUGUGCAUAUUUGCUUGAUUUUAUUAGUUAUGUUUUCUCAGUCAUGUUAAAUUGUAAUUAUUUUGCUGAGUAGAAUACAAUCUUGAUCAGAGAUGCCCAAACUAACGGCGAGCGGGCCAAUGUUGGCGCAUGGUAACCAUUGAUUUGGCCCGCCAUCGCAUCUAAGAAGAGUGGAAGAAUGAUAGGGAUGAUUUCAAGAUUGUCAUUUCAAACAUAUUGUAACCUUUUGCUUUAUAGUUAAAAGCUAAACAUUUCAAUUAAAUCUUGUAAAUAAUCAGAUUUAGUUGAAAUGUACAUACUGUCACCUGAUGGAUAAAUGCAGAGACUUUGGUGAGCAAAUCAAGUGCUUGGCUAGUGUAUUUAGCAUUAAACUCCACUGUUCACUGUUACGUUUUUACUGCAAUAAGUUAUCAUUUUGAAAGUUACACUGCAUCAGUUAAUAUGAUUUAAAGUAGGGCUGCAACUAAUGAUCAUUUUACUAAUCGGUUAAUCUGUUGAUUCUUUUUCCAAUUAAUCGAUGAAUCAGAUAAAAAAGAAAAACUGUUUAUUCAAAAAAGCUCAUCCCUGAGCUGUUAUAAUAAUAUUAAU